AUGGAAAUAACCCUUCAUAAAGCGCAGCGUGAGCGCACUCUUGCCAACACCACCGGCGCCCAAAACAACGGCGCUGAACUCGCGCAUUGGAUUGCCGCUCAUGAUGGACCUCAAAAAGGGACCGAACUCGUCGUAUUUUCAAAAUCCCCUGUUCAGCUGUUCCCUGACCGUCUGGCCGCCGUUGCAAAUACCUCUCUUGGACCUCUGGCAAAUCCCAGCCUCACACCUUUGUCGUCUCCAUAUAGUAGUGGCCAUCCAGCACCAGACGGCGUGUCUGCCGGACGGUGCGUAUUCUCGCAACUUUUUAUCGUCUAUCUCACUCGGUCUGCCAGCAUCAUCUUUCAGCUCUAUAGCGAUGUCGUUCCCAAGACGGCUGAAAAGCGAGCGUGGCAAGUCGACAGUCUCAGGUCAACCCCUCUACUACAAGGGAUCCAUCUUUCACAGAGUGAUUCCAGAAUUCAUGAUCCAGGGUGGAG
Acaulospora colombiana is the source of this 476-nucleotide messenger RNA. Lineage: Eukaryota; Fungi; Glomeromycota; Glomeromycetes; Diversisporales; Acaulosporaceae. The record is from the annotation of a GenBank genome assembly.